Molecule: messenger RNA, 3381 nt
Organism: Panicum virgatum (switchgrass)
Lineage: Eukaryota; Viridiplantae; Streptophyta; Magnoliopsida; Poales; Poaceae
Exons: 5
Coding region: 350-3193 (947 amino acids)
Molecular function (GO): zinc ion binding
Source: RefSeq, a predicted model, not a curated record
GAGCUUUUUGCCAAUUUGACAGUUCAAACGUUUGGCUUCGCCGAUUUGCCACCGUCAACAAUGGCUUCGCCGAUUUGCCAAUAAAAAGACUGCAACCUUGUUUUUCUUGCCAUUUUGCUGUUUGGAAUCCAUUUUAAUUUUCUCUCCCAUACAUACCCACGCGAAAUGACAAUCUUACCCCUUAUCCUUCGUUCAAAGGAUAUCCCCUGGAUGGCUGGUUCAUUUAGUGCUCUCUCUCUCGUUUGCUCGUUCUGCCCUGCACCCGGUGCUUGGAGGUUCGACGGUGGCGAGCUUGGCAGGCGGAUCUGCUGCUCCAGCCGAGGUUUCCGAUGCCGGCCAGGAGCAGCCAAUGAGGACAGGAGCAGGCGGUAGAGGGUUGUGCCCCAGCUUGAAGGACAACACCGUUGGGGAUGAUCCGGAUGGGGUUUUUAGUAUUUCGAUUAGAGUUCUUCCUUAUGCUGUGAGGCUUGAUGAUGGAACCGUCAAGCAGUAUGAAAGGCAAGAUUUGGAUUGGGAUGUGUCCUUGAAUGGGUACACAAUGGAUAGUUUUCUCACAGAUCUCAAGCAGAGGUUGCAUUUUGGCAGUACACAAGAGCCUCAGAUCUGGUGCACUAACAUGAGCACAAAGGCCCAAGAAAAGGUUCAAAUCAGUGAGCAUCUGCUAACCAUAUUCAAGGAUAGAUGGUCUACAAAGUGGGUGUGCUUCUUAGUUGAAAUUGUUGACAUAGGAAGUAGUUUUUCGUGCCAGUCAAGUGUGACUUUCUCGAGUAGUGGUACACAGGAACCCAUAAUUCUUGAGUCCCAGCCAUGUGAGCAACCUGAUGUUGAGUUGAUUGAUUGGGACACACUGGUAAUUCAGGAAAGCCAUGAUGAGGAAGGAAGAAUUGAAACCAUUGGACAAGAUGAAUUGUACAUUAUUUUGGGGUUGAAGGAUGAGGAUGAAAGGGCAAAGAAGGCUGCAGAGGCUGCUGCAAAGGAGGCUGCAGCACAGGCUGCUGAAACCCAAGGAGAUACCAUGCCAUUGGACAUAGAUGGUGCGGCCAUUCCAGUGGACGAUGUCAUACCAGAGGAGUUGCAUCUAAGAUAUGAUAAGGAUAAGCCACAAAUGAAACUUGGCCUUUGUUACCCUGAUAUGGAUGAGUUCAGGAUGGCUGUGAGGCAGUAUGCAAUUAAUGAGGAGUUUGAAUUGGGUACAGAGAAAUCAGAUAAGAAGCGAUUUAGAGGGUAUUGCACUGGUGAAGAUUGCCCUUGGAGAAUAGUCGGCAAUCGGCAAAGCGAUAAGAGAACUAUCAUGAUCACCCUUUUAGUGAAUAAACAUGAUUGUAUUUCAACCAGCAGAAUAAAGACUACCACAGCUUCAAAAUCCUGGGUGGCUGCAAAAGCUGUCCCUAUCCUCAUCAAGGACGAGAAAAUGGGUGCUAAGCAGCUGCAGAGAAAGUUGGAAGAUGACUACAACAUCACUGUUGGGUAUGAUACAGUAUGGAAAGGAAGGGAGAUGGCUUUGAAACAGAUAUAUGGGUCAUGGGAAGAGAGUUUCCAUACAUUGUACAGUUGGAAGGCAGAGAUUGAGAAGGUGUCUCCAGGAAGUGUAGUCGAGAUUGAUACCGAGGUUGUACAAGGGAGAGUUUACUUUCGUAGAUUUUUUUGUGCACUAGCCCCUUGCAUUGAGGGAUUCAAGGCUGGUUGUAGGCCAUACCUAUCCAUUGAUGGGACUGCACUUAAUGGAAGGUGGAAUGGCCAUUUAGCUUCUGCUACGGGUAUAGAUGGAAACAAUUGGAUGUAUCCAAUAGCUUUUGGAUUCAUAGAUUCAGAGACUGAAGACAACUGGAUUUGGUUUAUGAGUCAGCUCAAUAAAGCAAUAGGGAAUGCUUACCCUUUGGCCAUUUGUACAGAUGCUUGUAAAGGUUUGGAAAAUGCAGUUAAACAAAUAUUCCCUCAAGCUGAACAUAGGGAAUGCUUUAGACACUUGAUGCAAAACUUCAUCAAGAGGUAUUCUGGUGACACAUUUGGAAGGAUGUAUCCCGCUGCAAGAGCAUAUAGAACUGCUGUUUUUGAUCAUCACAUGGAAAAAAUUUUGGAGGCAGAUUCUGAAGUGGGGAUGUACCUAGCUCAGUACCAUCACCUAUUGUGGAUGAGGUGUGCUUUCAACCCAGCCAUCAAAUGUGAUUACAUCACAAAUAAUAUUGCUGAGGUGUUUAAUAACUGGGUAAAAGACUAUAAAGACCUGCCUGUUACAGAGCUAGCUGAUAAGAUAAGGGAGAUGAUAAUGGUACUAUGGGAUAAGAGGAGAAGGAUGGGAGAAAGGUUUCAUGGAUGGUUACUCCCAACUGUAAGACUACAGCUAAGGGCGAGGACUAGAGGAUUAGGACACCUGAGAGUUGUCGGCUCUGCUAGAUUUUCUGCAGAAGUUUGGGACAACAGUAGAGAUAACCAUGUGAGGCAUGUUGUUAAAUUAUUGGAUAGAACCUGCACUUAUGAAGAGUGGCAACACACAGGUAAACCAUGUGAACAUGCCUUGGCUUUUCUGACGACACAAAAGCAAGUCCCAUUCAAUGAUUAUGUUCAUGAGUACUUCUCAGUUCAGAGGUUUAUAGCAGCAUAUGAACGAGUGAUUGAACUAAUGACUGAUAGAAGUAUGUGGCCAAAGGUUGACCUUGGCUAUGUCUUAGGGGCACCUCUUGGGAAAAGGGGAGUUGGCAGACAGAGAAAGAAUAGGAUCAAAAGCUUCCUAGAGGGAGGUAGCAGGAAAGGGAAAGUAGGAAAUGAUAAUGAGAAUGAGAAAGAAAAAGAGAAAGACAUAGAAAAGGGAAAGGAGAAGAUAAUGAUUAGAGGCCCAGUGACAUGCCGUAGAUGUGGAAAUAAGGGCCAUCGGCAGACUAGCUACAAAUGCCCACUGAAUGGCACAAAAAAGAAGCCAAGGAAGCCAAGGAAAAAUAAAACAAAGCAGCUGAGAACUGAUUCUACACCUAUGAAGUCUAACAUCACAAAGGGUCCACUACUGGAAGAUAGCCCUGGGAUGCUCACAAGAAGGCGUCUAGCGAUGCUUAGGGGAGAAGGCACUUCCAAUCAGAGCACUGCAGCAGCUCCUGCUACUCCAAGCACGCCAACAGCUUCAGUUAAGACUGCUAGCAAGACUGCAGUGAAAAAGAUUACUCCAAAGAAGAGGAAAAGGAAUCUGGAAGACUGCUACUAAAACCCUCUCUUUUGUACCAUGAAAGUGCUCUAUUUUGUUGAGCCAUCUAAACUGUGUGAUGACUCCUCUAUUUUGUUCAGCCAUCUAAACUUUGUGAUGACUGCUAUCUUGAAUUAUGAUUUGUAUGCUAAAUAGUUGCAGUCUGAACCUUGCAACUCAUUAUGAAUGAAUGAAUCAAUGGACCAUGA